UUGAUUUUAAGUGAUGUAAGGUACUGUCAUAGGGUAAACUCCCUAUAUCUUUUUUUAGCCAAGCCAUCUGGACGCAUCAAGACUGCAGUACCUGCUCAGAACAUUGGUGGUGCUCGACGUCGUAACGUAGCUGAUGCCUAUCGCCAUGCUCGUCUUGCCACCCGCAUGCGUGUCGACAGUGGGUCAUCUGGAUCAAUCAAUGAUUUAGUUCGAGCCACCACAGACAAAGAAGGUAGAGAAGGAAUCGAAGGUUCUGAAAGUGAAGCUACAGAGCCGACAAAAAAGAAGGUUGGCACAAAAAAAGCUGCUAAGUUAGUGGAGAAGGAGCGCCGCAGAGAGGAACGAGAAGCAGAAGAGCGCUAUAGAGAACAACAGAGAAAGUUAGAAGAUGAAGCAAUUAGAAAUCGAAAGCUAGCCGAAGAGGCGGAAGAGAAAGCGGAAGCAGAGAGGGUAUCGGAUAUCAGAUAA
Messenger RNA from Protopolystoma xenopodis, 468 nucleotides. The record is from the annotation of a GenBank genome assembly. Lineage: Eukaryota; Metazoa; Platyhelminthes; Monogenea; Polystomatidea; Polystomatidae.